Messenger RNA from Babesia ovata, 1458 nucleotides. Its product is annotated as Filamin ABP280 repeat-containing protein, putative. The transcript is spliced from 7 exons. The record is from RefSeq and is a predicted model, not a curated record. The coding region runs from base 1 to 1458 and encodes 485 amino acids. Lineage: Eukaryota; Apicomplexa; Aconoidasida; Piroplasmida; Babesiidae.
AUGUUCUGUGAUGUUGAGCAAGGUAGAUUCUCUUUGCCUUUUGCAAGUACCAGGCGCUUCAAAAGGCAAGAUGUGUGCGCGUCUCAGUGCCGAUAUCGCGGCUCCGCUUUUCGCGGAGGCCUCGCCGGUCGUUGUCUUGAGGUAUUUUCUACCUGUGAAUGCCAUAUAAGGGGUCCGCAGGGCAUUGUAGAGCUCUAUGAUGAGGAUGGGCGUAAAAGUAGUAAAGGUGCCGCCUCAUUAGGAGCUUUUUUGUCUUUCCGAGGGAAUGAAUUCGACUCCGAUAAGACGGUCAUUCGCCGGGAGGCCUACGUAGAGGCGAUAGACAGCAACAGCUACAAGUUAAGGUACAUGGUAGAGAUCGCUGGGCUUUGGACGCUUUCCGUGCAUCUUCCUUCUGGGGAGCAUAUCGCAGUGUCUCUGAGGCUGAAUCGAUGCAGGCGUGCCGCAGAAAGGCUAUUCAUCGCAACAGAAGGUAAACGCCAACUUUGCAUCCGCAAAGCGGUUCAGGAGUUUAUUAUUACUGCAAGGGAUAACUUCGGCAACAAGCUUAGUACGGGGGGGACGCCCUUCGUAGCCUCAUGCAUCGGAGCGGGGAAGUUGAUAUCGGUUUUCGACUGCAAGAACGGUCAACAUCGGGUGAUAUGUGACGCGGAGCCCACGAGUUCUUUCAGCCAGUUGCGCGUAACUUUGAUGGGAAAGGACAUAUCAAACUCCCCCUUCGUCUUGUCGUCACAGCCCCAAACUACAGCAUCAGCCUCUGAACCGGACCGUUUUUUGGUUGAGCUAGGCAAAUUAAAGACGCAAUCUGCGAAGAGCAAUGCGUUGUGCAAAGCGUACGAGCGGCUUUCCGCAUCUCUCGUGAAAGAACAGCGUGAAGCUACGAAAUCAUAUCACUCCACAAGGCUGCAAAUCGUCCACACGCUGCCAGUCAAGUUCACCAUCGAGGACCCUGAUCCUACGCUUGGAGCUAAGCGGCAGGAUCUGAUUGCGCGGCACAACCGCCUUACUGCAGAGAUUGAGGAAUUAUCGGCCAAGGUGCGUGCCGCGGAGACGGUGCGUAGAGAGGUGCUGGAAAACCUUGUGGAGCGUUACGAUACAUCGACCAAGCUUCACAAGGAGGCGGUGGAUGCAUACAAGGUUGUUUGCCGUGAAAUUGGAGAGCUGACGUCUUCGACUAAGGAGCACCGGCGACUAGCGGAUGCAUUACGUAGCGGGGACCCGGAAGCCGUUAGGAAAGUGCAGGACAUGCACACGAUGGAAGACACUGUCGCUGCUUACUAUCGUGGUACCGAAAAGGCUGAGAAUACCAGGCAGCGCAUCCAACUAGUCAGCCGCCAGUACAUGUCCAGCGAGAUAGCGUCUAACAUGAUCUCAACGACCCCCGACCGCCCUAACACCCCGGCGUUCUGGAUGAUGGAAGGGCGAUUUAAGCCGGCAAAUAAGGUACAAAAUGUCUAG